UUAGACACGCAAAACACAUUCUGAAAUUUUGGUUUUCUUCUUCUUCUUCUCCGACUCUCUCAUGGCCGAGUUGACUCAGGCCGAUGUUGUUUACUCUCCUCGUUCGUUUCAAGUAUGGAAGACUUUGGUGAACUGGCUUGCUUUUUUCUAUCAGAUCUUCCUUCAGAUCCUUCGUGCCGUUGGUUAUCAUCCUCUUCUCUCUUCUUCUGCUAAAGCCUCCGCUGAUGGUUUUAAACCUUUGCCUGCUAUUGAGUUGCUUGAUAGGGCUUCCGAAUUUCCCACCACCGUCGAUAUCGCAUCCACGACGACUUCGGAUUCCAGCGAUUGCCAACGCAGCCGCUUUCAGAGACUCAAAGUAGUUUUAGACUUGGAUGAGACGUUAGUUUGUGCAUAUGAGACGUCGAGUUUACCUGCUGCUUUACGCAAUCAAGCUAUUGAAGCCGGAUUAAAGUGGUUUGAGCUGGAGUGCUUAUCAACAGACAAGGAGUGUGAUGGGAAACCUAAGGUCAAUUAUGUCACUGUGUUUGAGCGUCCUGGACUGCAUGAGUUUUUAGAGCAACUCAGCGAGUUUGCCGAUCUAGUUCUGUUUACAGCUGGUCUUGAAGGAUAUGCGAGACCGCUUGUGGAUAGGAUAGAUACCAGGAAAGUGCUCAGCAACCGACUUUAUCGACCUUCAACAGUCAGCACGCAAUACCGAGAUCACGUCAAGGAUCUGUUAAGCACAUCAAAGAAUAUGUGUAGGACAGUAAUUGUGGACAACAAUCCUUUCAGCUUUUUAUUGCAACCAUCAAAUGGAAUUCCAUGUAUUGCAUUUUCCGCAGGGCAGCCAAAUGAUACUCAGCUCUUGGACGUUAUUCUACCGCUUCUGAAGCAACUGUCAGAGGAAGACGACGUACGACCGACACUUUAUGAUCGGUUCCGCAUGCCUGAAUGGUUUGAGAAGCAAGGCAUACCACCUUCAUGCUGGAAGCCUUAACCGGUUAAGCGGAAAGUAAUGGCGAAAACCGAAAUAUCAGAAGUCUCUGGUCCACACAAAAAAAGGCCAAAGGACUUGUUUGGUACAUCAGUAGUUUCAGCAAUGGAAGCCACAGGAGAAGGAAGGCACAUAAACUACCAUCCGUAUUGUUUAUAAUCUAUGGUAGAUUCCUUUUAAAGAUAAACUCUUCUACACAUUCUUGAUUUCAAGUGAUUCUGUAGCUUUCUCUGUAAUUUUGUUAAUGAUCAAGCAUUCUUUUCCUUUUCUGGUUGGUUCGGUUUGGAUAUACCGACAUGGAUUAAACCGAAGUAGAAACUGGGUCUGGUAACUGGUAUGAAAAUAAGCAGAAGUUUACUAU
Arabidopsis arenosa is the source of this 1334-nucleotide messenger RNA. The record is from the annotation of a GenBank genome assembly. Lineage: Eukaryota; Viridiplantae; Streptophyta; Magnoliopsida; Brassicales; Brassicaceae.